AUGCAGCCCAAGAACGCGAGGCCUUACUACAAGAAAAUGUCCCAGGUCAAUCAGGAAUUUGUGCAGCGCAUUAAAGCCAUCCGUGAUGCCAGCACUCUAGAGGUUCCUGAUAACUUCAUAGACACCAUCAAUCGCUGGACCCUGGAGUCAGUCUCCGUCGUGGCAUUGGACAGGCAGUUGGGACUGCUGAAGGAGUCGAACAAAAGGAUCGAAGCCACAAAGCUUUUCCACUUCUUGGAAGAUUUCUUUAAAGUAUCUGCUGAUCUGGAGCUGAAGCCCUCCGCCUGGCGCAUGUUCAAAACGCCCAAACUGAUGAAAAUGAUGAACAUUCUCGACACCAUUCUGUACAUUAUAUCGGCAUAUAUUGAUGAGGCGGUAAAACGAUUGGAGAAGGAAGCCAAAGAGGGUGUUGUCCGUCCUGAGAACGAGCAGAGUGUACUGGAAAAGCUGCUCAAGGUCGACAAGAAGGUGGCCACAAUCAUGGCCAUGGACAUGCUAAUGGCCGGAGUGGAUACCACCUCAAGUACCUUUACAGCGGCCUUGCUGUGCCUUGCCAAGAAUCCGGAGAAGCAGGCCGUACUCCGAGAAGAGGUGAUGAAGGUUCUACCCGAGAAGGACUCCGAAUUCACUGAGGCAUCGAUGAAGAACGUUCCCUAUCCACGUGCCUGCAUCAAACAGUCACAACGGAUCUAUCCUUUGGUCAUCGGCAAUGGCCGAUUUCUCAAUCAGGACAGCGUUUUGAGCGGAUACCAAGUGCCAGCUGGUACCUGUGUGUCGAUGGUUCCCCUGAGCUUGCUAUCAAGCGAGGAGCACUUCCCCAAGGCUGCUGAGUUCCUGCCAGAACGUUGGAUUCGUAACGCCACAGACUCCAACGGGCAAUGCCCGGCAAAUGACUUGAAGCUGAAGAAUCCGUUUGUGUUCUUGCCCUUCGGAUUUGGACCCCGGAUAACGCUUUCCGCUCCUCCCUGA
This is a messenger RNA of Drosophila miranda, 969 nucleotides long. Its product is annotated as probable cytochrome P450 12a5, mitochondrial. NCBI's taxonomy places the organism in Eukaryota, Metazoa, Arthropoda, Insecta, Diptera, Drosophilidae. The transcript has 4 exons. The record is from RefSeq and is a predicted model, not a curated record. Gene Ontology annotation, molecular function: oxidoreductase activity, acting on paired donors, with incorporation or reduction of molecular oxygen; iron ion binding; heme binding. The coding region runs from base 1 to 969 and encodes 322 amino acids.